Molecule: messenger RNA, 645 nt
Organism: Archocentrus centrarchus (flier cichlid)
Lineage: Eukaryota; Metazoa; Chordata; Actinopteri; Cichliformes; Cichlidae
Exons: 3
Coding region: 1-645 (214 amino acids)
Biological process (GO): regulation of transcription by RNA polymerase II
Cellular component (GO): transcription regulator complex; nucleus
Molecular function (GO): DNA binding
Source: RefSeq, a predicted model, not a curated record
AUGGCGGAGCAUCUGAUCGUUGUUGUUUCACAGAACGCUGUCCUGUAUGACAAAAGAGACAAAAAUUAUAAAGAUAAUGAUUAUAAAGACAACGUGUGGAAGAGGAUAGCUGAGGAGCUACACUACAAUACUGAUGAUGUUAAGAAGUUAUGGAGGAAUCUGAGGGACACUUACGUGAGGAAGAAGAGGGAGGAGAAAGACAUAAGGAGUGGCCAGGCAGGUGGAAAACAGAGGAAGAGGUGGAAGUACAUGGAUGUCAUGUCAUUUCUUGACCACACAUACAGCAGUCUAGAUGGUCAGGAUGAGGAAGAGACAGAGACAGGAACAGCAGGGGAGCUAUCUGAUCAGGCAGAGAGUGGGGAAGAGAGUACAUCAGUGACCCCCAGACAGAGCAAGGCAAAGAGGAAGAAUAGUGAUGAGAUGUUGGAGGAGUAUUUGAAGAAGAAGGAAGUUAGGGAGGUAGAGAGAGAGAAGGAGCGAGCACAGAGGGAUGACACAACACAUUUCUUGCUCAGUUUAGCUCCAGCCAUGAGGAGACUCCCUCCACCAAAACAAUCAUGGAUAAGAAUUAAAAUCCAGGAGCUACUCCAUGAGGCAGAGUUUGGGCCCAUGUAUGAUCCAUCACAAAAGUAUACUUUCCUUUAG